AUGUUUUUCGUCAAGAAGUUAUGCAAAUCACACUCUAAGAAGCAUGGAGUAGCUCCGAAGGGUUAUAUACCCGUGUACGUCGAAGGAAAGAGAUACAAAGUUCCUCUGAAGUAUCUCUCGCGUCCAGCUUUCCAAAAACUCCUCGACAAGUCCCAAACCAAUGUGUUGGAUCCAAAGAUUGAAGGGCCUCUUGUGCUUCGAUGUACAGCCGACGACUUCCAUAAGUCGCUGGAGAACUUCAAGGAGUAUUAG
Messenger RNA from Prunus armeniaca (apricot), 252 nucleotides. Lineage: Eukaryota; Viridiplantae; Streptophyta; Magnoliopsida; Rosales; Rosaceae. The record is from the annotation of a GenBank genome assembly.